Molecule: messenger RNA, 1662 nt
Organism: Theobroma umbraticum
Lineage: Eukaryota; Viridiplantae; Streptophyta; Magnoliopsida; Malvales; Malvaceae
Gene: TUA2
Product: tubulin alpha-2 chain
Biological process (GO): microtubule-based process
Cellular component (GO): microtubule
Molecular function (GO): GTP binding; structural constituent of cytoskeleton
Source: RefSeq, a predicted model, not a curated record
GCUUUCAGAUCCACCCCAUUUCAAUUGUUAUCUCAGAAGGCGUCUUCAUAAACGCCUUCACUUUCUUAGCUUUAACGUUUUAGAUCUGCGUUUUCUCGGUGUUUUGUUUUCGAAAUUUCAGUAAUCGAAAUCGAAAAUGAGAGAGUGCAUUUCAAUCCACAUCGGUCAGGCUGGUAUCCAGGUCGGGAAUGCCUGCUGGGAGCUUUACUGCCUCGAGCAUGGUAUCCAGCCUGAUGGCCAGAUGCCAAGUGACAAGACCGUUGGAGGAGGUGAUGAUGCUUUUAACACCUUUUUCAGUGAAACUGGUGCCGGGAAGCACGUCCCUCGUGCUGUCUUUGUGGAUCUUGAGCCCACUGUCAUUGAUGAAGUGAGGACUGGUACUUACCGCCAGCUCUUCCACCCGGAGCAGCUCAUCAGCGGCAAGGAAGAUGCUGCAAACAACUUCGCCCGUGGGCACUACACCAUUGGUAAGGAGAUUGUUGACCUGUGCUUGGACCGUAUCAGGAAGCUUGCUGAUAACUGCACUGGUCUCCAAGGGUUCCUUGUUUUCAAUGCUGUUGGUGGAGGCACUGGAUCUGGUCUUGGUUCCCUGCUUUUGGAGCGUUUGUCUGUUGACUAUGGCAAGAAAUCCAAGUUGGGUUUCACUGUCUACCCAUCUCCCCAGGUCUCCACAUCAGUUGUUGAGCCCUACAACAGUGUCCUCUCAACUCACUCCCUCUUGGAACACACUGAUGUGGCCGUUCUCCUUGACAAUGAGGCUAUCUAUGACAUCUGCAGGCGUUCUCUUGACAUUGAGCGACCCACCUACACCAACCUCAACCGCCUUGUCUCUCAGGUGAUUUCCUCCUUGACUGCCUCACUUAGGUUUGAUGGUGCCUUGAAUGUCGAUGUGACUGAAUUCCAGACCAACUUGGUCCCCUACCCAAGAAUCCACUUUAUGCUUUCCUCUUAUGCUCCAGUCAUCUCUGCCGAGAAAGCUUAUCAUGAGCAGCUCUCAGUCGCUGAAAUCACCAACAGUGCCUUUGAGCCCUCAUCUAUGAUGGCUAAGUGUGAUCCUCGCCAUGGAAAGUAUAUGGCUUGCUGUUUGAUGUACCGUGGUGAUGUUGUGCCUAAGGAUGUUAAUGCUGCGGUUGCUACCAUCAAGACCAAGCGCACCAUUCAGUUUGUUGACUGGUGCCCGACUGGAUUCAAGUGUGGUAUUAACUACCAGCCACCCACUGUUGUUCCUGGAGGCGAUCUUGCUAAGGUCCAGAGGGCUGUUUGCAUGAUUUCCAACUCUACCAGUGUUGCUGAGGUGUUCUCUCGCAUUGACCACAAGUUUGAUCUUAUGUAUGCCAAGCGUGCCUUUGUUCACUGGUAUGUGGGUGAGGGUAUGGAAGAAGGAGAAUUCUCUGAGGCUCGUGAGGAUCUUGCUGCACUGGAGAAGGAUUAUGAAGAAGUUGGUGCUGAGUCAGCUGAGGGUGAUGAGGAUUGUGAAGAUGAGUACUAAGUAUGUGUGAGAGAGGGCUUGCAUUUUGUGAGCCAGUGAUUUGUUGUCUUUUAUGACGUGUUUCUUAUGUAUUUUGUGAGAGCUUUGAUUCUGUCUUUGUUUCGAAGCCUACUUGUUAUGUUAAAUGCUACUCGUUUUAGUUUUCUAUGCUAUUGUCUUAAUAUGUUUGUGUU